CGAAUUGUUAACAUAACUCGAUGUGAACAUACCAUUACCUUUCUUUUAUAUUAUCAUACACAUUAUACGGAAUAGCACGUAUGCAUACGCCGACGCAGCCGUCAAGUAUAUAAGUAGUCGCGACAGGUCUAUGGUGAAGUGCAUUUGAUAUUCACAAUAGAAAGAAAGUUUAAUUACGAUUAUUCGAGUGUUUAAAGGGUAGCGAGAGAUCCGUAUUUCCGUGCGUGCAACUUGAAAAAUAACGAAAUUGCACAAAUGGUGCGAUCGCAGCAGAACACAUAUGCUACAUUGUUAAAAUCUUGCAGAAAGGUCUCCUAAGAGAGGAGUGCCUUCGAUAAGAGGUUCUUCUUCUAGUAGUUAGGCAUUGAGAAUUUUCAAAAUGACAGAUAAUCGAGGGAAUUUCUCAAUUCCAACGAAUCAAAGUUCCACCAGAUCAUUUAAUUCUCUACGUCUAGAGUUUGGACCUAUCAACGAUGUUCAGAAUGACAUGUCAGACAAGCGAAGGCAAUUGAAAACUAGUUUUCAAUCACAAGGAAGUGAUAUGUCAUUUAUUAAUUCAACAAACUCUUCCAUUUCCAAUUCAACUGGAGCUACAGCUUGUCCACCAAUAUCUUUUCGUCCAAGUUUGCCUUUAUCUUUGCCAAAACUACCACUGAGACCACGUGCUACAGUUUCACAAGACCUCCCUGAUAAAGCAAGGGAUAAACUACGAAUGUGUCAGUCCAUGCAAAGUACUGGAAAAUUGCAGUUAUCUCCAAAUGUGGUAUAUGAUUUUACUAGCGAAGAUCUUCAAGAUCUAGGAGAAAUAGGACGAGGAGGAUUUGGCACUGUAAAUAAGAUGAUUCAUAGAAUAAGUGAUACUGUUAUGGCUGUGAAGAGAAUUCGUUCUACAGUGGAUCAAAGAGAACAAAAGCAACUACUAAUGGACUUAGAAGUUGUAAUGAAAUCUAAUGAGUGCCCAUGCAUUGUGCAGUUUUAUGGAGCUUUAUUCAAAGAGGGCGAUUGUUGGAUUUGCAUGGAACUUAUGGACACCUCAUUGGAUAUAUUUUAUAAGUUUAUUCACGAGGUAUUAAAGGAAAGAAUACCAGAACGUAUUUUAGGAAAAAUUACUGUUGCUACAGUAAAAGCAUUGAAUUACCUUAAGGAAAAGCUAAGAAUAAUUCAUAGGGAUGUAAAACCUAGCAAUAUCCUGUUAGAUCGACAUGGUAAUAUAAAACUUUGCGAUUUUGGUAUAUCAGGACAAUUAGUAGAUUCUAUUGCGCGCACACGAGACGCUGGAUGCAGACCAUACAUGGCUCCAGAAAGGAUAGACCCUCAGCGUGCAAGAGGUUAUGAUGUUAGAAGCGAUGUGUGGUCAUUAGGGAUUACAUUGAUGGAAAUAGCUACAGGUUAUUUUCCAUAUCCAAAAUGGAAUUCAGUGUUCGAACAGCUUUAUCAAGUGGUUCAAGGUGACCCGCCGCGAUUAUCUCCAAACGAAAAUGGAAACCAUUUUACUAUGGAUUUCGUAAACUUUGUGAAUACAUGUUUAAUUAAAGAGGAGACGCAACGACCGAAAUACAACAAAUUAUUAGAACACAAUUUUAUCAGAAAAGCGGAAGAAGACACAGUCGAUGUUGCAGCGUAUAUAUGCGGCGUACUCGACAACAUGGCUCUCAGGGGAAUGACGCCUUUUACAACUAAUCGGCAUUAAGUCAAAAAAUAUUUAAAAAACCCACAUUUGUACCUUAAUUUCUAUUAUUUUUUAAAUUCUAAAUUUAUUGUAAAUGAGCAGGUCAUUUGCACUCCUAUCUAGCGUAGGUAGUAAAAUUAAUCAACAUCAAUCAUUGUUGAUAAUAAAUAAUUUUGUGUAGAAUCGUGAACUAUCGUGUCGCAGAAUUCUUAUAUACAUAGCGAUUAGAAGUGUUCUAAUGACAAGUUGACAUUUACAGAGUAAUAAUGCAUAGGUUGAAAAAUUCUAAAUCGGCUUUCUCAUUUAAAUCACACUAUGACAACACGUUUAUAAAACCGAAUCGUUAUCUACUUCGUAUGAAAUCCCGACAGUGAGAAUGACUAAUCCUAAAUAUUUGGUAUAAGGAAUAAGAAUCUGGAGGUAAUCUAGUUUUUCAACUUUCUUGACUCGCAUUUCUCUUGUUUUUAUGGUCUCAUGUUAUCAUUUGUAAUACCUGUUGUAGUCUGAAUUUGUCAAUCCUUCCAAUAAAUCUCAAUAAAUUAAA
This is a messenger RNA of Hylaeus volcanicus, 2213 nucleotides long. RefSeq names its product dual specificity mitogen-activated protein kinase kinase 4 (gene Mkk4). The record is from RefSeq and is a predicted model, not a curated record. The coding region runs from base 380 to 1690 and encodes 436 amino acids. The transcript has 9 exons. Gene Ontology annotation, biological process: MAPK cascade; protein phosphorylation. Gene Ontology annotation, molecular function: JUN kinase kinase activity; ATP binding. NCBI's taxonomy places the organism in Eukaryota, Metazoa, Arthropoda, Insecta, Hymenoptera, Colletidae.